AUGACCCCUUUAACUGCAAAGGGUUCUGAAGGAAUUAUUAAAUCUCUUCAGGUGGAUUUUGGGUUCCUCAAACAAUUGAUUCCACUGAAGUUUGAGGACCGUCUUAGAGAGGAAUCUUGCAGACUUUUCACUUCUCUACAUGACAGGAUCCUGACAAUCGAAAAACGUUACCAACAGAAUGAGGAUACCUUAAGAAAAUGCUACAAUCAGCAGCUGGCCGAUGCCAUAGCUACUAUCAAAGGAAUGUACCAGAAAUUCUUUGAGGUGGAAGAAGAGAAGACACCUGUGCAUGACGCGAUGACUGUCAAAAUGAAUAUUUUGUUAAAAAAACUGAAGGAGAAAGAAGAACUCAUUAAGGAAUUAAGAGAAGAACUGGACCAGUGUGAAGAAUUUGGAUCUCAAAAAGUUGACUCUUUUAUCAAAGACGACAGCCCUCUAAGAACAGCUCUGGAAAAGGAAAAUUUGGAGUACAAAGUGGAAAAUGAGAGACUGCUUCAAGUCAUUUCAGAACUCGAAGAAGACAUCCGACUCAAUCUAAAAGAAAAUUCAUUAUUAGAAGAUGAAAUUAUAAGUCUGAAAGAGAUGGCAGAAAAGGAUCAUAAAACCAUUCAAAAGCUAGUCAAUGGCAGAGACAAAUUACUAUGUGAGCUUGAGUUUGAAAAAUCAUUAGUGCAAGAAAUGGUUAAUAAACAGAAAGCGGACCUUGAAAUGACAAGAAAGUUGGAUGCCAUAGUCGCCAAGAGCCCCAGAGCCAUCAAGGAGAAGGAAACCACCUUGUCUCCGUGGCCCUCACAGCCCGGGAGUGCAGGCGCUCCGAGGCCACGUUCUUCCUUCCCCGUUUCAUUGCCUUCUAAGGCCAAAAGAGUCAAGAGUCCAAAGAAGGCUUCAAAGGAAGAGCAUCCUACGGUUAGACAUGGAAUACCUGCUGCGAUGCAUAGAGAAAAAGCGAGACUACCAGUGGCUAAGAUUGAAGAAGAGAAACGUGGUUUGGAAGAGCAAAUACAAAUGUUAAAGGCUAAGUUAGAGAAAGAGAAAAAGAAGUCGGAGAGGGUUAAGAAGGAAUCAGAUCAGAUCAACAAAAACUGGGAAAAGAAAUUCUUCAUUCUCAGGAACAGCUUUCACGUCCUUAAGAACGAGAUGUUUACUAGACACACAUUGUCCCGUCAGUUUGGAGUGCUGACUGACACAUCCUUCAAUUAUGUUAAAGCUAAACCUUUAUUUGUGCAAUCCAAAGUGAAAUUGAUAACAGCGUCGACAUCUUCUGCAAAUGUUUAUCAUGCAUCUUCGUGAGGCUGUCAGAAGCCCUGGAAGAAGAGUCUUUGGAGAAGCCAUCGAUGCCCCAGAACACCCCAGUCAACAAUACGGAUGCCCCUGAGUAGGCACCGGACACUGGGCUGCGCAGAGCGGGACCCCAGGAAGAGGGCCCUCCCCAUCCUGGCGUAAGGACUGCCUCCCUGACAAGGGACAGCAUCUCCAAGGCGUUUCUAACAUAACUGUUCCGUCUCUCCACAUGUCGCACACGCUCUGGAGCACCGCGCUUGAAGAGAAGGCCAAGUGCGCGCUCUGUGCGCACCUUUCCAAGCUCGGAAGGAAACCCCGCUCGCUGGCGCUUGGUGAGCGGGGCGCACAGACCCCGAGCCGCCGCCAAAUCCAUCCCGGCGCUUCCUGGGCUCAGCGGGGUGCCCCAGCGCCUUAGGGUGGGAAGGAACGGACUUCAAUUAAAAUUAAAAAGUUUGAGGCACUAA
Messenger RNA from Lagenorhynchus albirostris (white-beaked dolphin), 1745 nucleotides. RefSeq names its product chromosome 1 C10orf67 homolog (gene C1H10orf67). The transcript has 15 exons. NCBI's taxonomy places the organism in Eukaryota, Metazoa, Chordata, Mammalia, Artiodactyla, Delphinidae. The record is from RefSeq and is a predicted model, not a curated record. Bases 1 to 1290 code for a protein of 429 amino acids.